Myotis brandtii (Brandt's bat) is the source of this 1604-nucleotide messenger RNA. RefSeq names its product coagulation factor XI. Gene Ontology annotation, cellular component: extracellular region. Gene Ontology annotation, biological process: proteolysis. The record is from RefSeq and is a predicted model, not a curated record. Gene Ontology annotation, molecular function: serine-type endopeptidase activity; protein binding. NCBI's taxonomy places the organism in Eukaryota, Metazoa, Chordata, Mammalia, Chiroptera, Vespertilionidae.
UGCCAUGAUUGCAUCACUGAAUGCGUGGCUGAGCUGUUCAAAGACCUGCUUUCAAGGAGGUGACAUUACUACUGUUUACACCAAGCGCCGAGCACUGCCAAGUCAUCAGCACCCUUCACCCAAGGUGUUUGCUCAUCACAUUUAUGGCUGAGUCAUCAGCUAAAGAUUCUACCAGAUGUAACAUCUGUCUUUUGAAGAAUACCCAAACGGGGACACCAACCAGAAUAAUGAAGCUCAGUGAAGUGGUAUCUAGAUUUUCACUGAAAUCCUGUGUACUUUCUCACCUGGCUUGUAUUUGGGACAUUUUCCCCAGUACAGCAUUUGCAGACAGUAACAUCGACAGUGUCAUGGCUCCCGAUGACUUUAGCUGUCGCAGCAUUUGUACUUACCAUCCCAGUUGUUUGUUUCUUACCUUCUUUUCUCAAGAAUCGCCAAAGGAAUCUGAAAGAAAUCUUUGUCUCCUUAAAACAUCUAAAGGCAGGUUACCAAGUACACGCACUAAAAAGAACAGAGCUAUUUCUGGUUUCAGUCCACAAAGCUGCAGGCACAGCAUCCCAGUGAUCUGCCACACUCCAUUUUACCAUGACACUGAUUUCUUGGGAGAAGAACUGGAUGCUAUUGAUGUAAAAGGGCAUAGAGCCUGCCAGAGAAUGUGUACCGACACCAUCUGCUGCCAAAUUUUUUUUACCUAUUUUCCACCUCAAGAAUCUGACCAUGGAGGGAAUUAAGACACAAGAAGGGGUAAAUGUUACUUAAAAGUUUCUUCAAAUGGAUCUCCAACUAAAAUACUUCAUAGGACAGGAGGCAUCUCUGGAUAUACAUUAAGGUUAUAUAAGAUUGAUAAUGAAUCCAUUCUGCACCCUCCUUCCUUCAUUAUGUUCUUCUCUGUUGACAAUAUGAACUCUAUUCUAGUAGAGUCACUUAAAGAUUUGCAUGUCUAUGAUGGCAUUUUAUAUCAAUCGCAAGUAAAAGAGAAUACAACUUUCUUUGGGGUUCCAGAACUAAUAAUUCAUGUUCAAUAUCAAAUGGAAGAAAGUGGGUAUGAUAUUGCCUUGUUGAAACUGCAAACAAGAAUGAAUUACAGGAGUUUUCAAUGACCCAUAUGCCUACCUUCCAAAGCAGAUAGAGAUGUAAUAUAUACUGAUUGCUGGGGGACUGGAUGGGGCACAGAGAAAUUCACAGGCAAAAUACAAAAUACUCUCCAGAAAACCAAGAUACCCCUGAUGAUGGCAAGAUACCCAGGACAUAAGAUAACCAAUCAGAUGAUCUGUGCAGGCUAUAAAGACGGAGGGAAGGACACCUGUAAGGGGAGAAUUGGGGACCCCCUGUCCUGUAAACACAACAAGGCCAGGUAUCUGGUGGGCAUCACAAGUUGGGGCGAUGGCUGUGCCAAAAAGGAGCGACCAGGCAACUACACCAAUGUGGUCAAGUAUGUGGACUGGAUUUUGGAGAAAACUCAGCAGCCCCAGAGUCCCCAGAUGGCAUUUGGCUCCCUGGGGGGCCAAGCAGAUCACUCCCUGGGAGACAGUCUUGAUUUCGCUGGAGGAGGCACUGUGCCCCCAUUGUCCUCCACAGGUUACAAUGCCAAGACAGUAACGGAUUGA